Molecule: messenger RNA, 1226 nt
Organism: Hippocampus zosterae (dwarf seahorse)
Lineage: Eukaryota; Metazoa; Chordata; Actinopteri; Syngnathiformes; Syngnathidae
Gene: adprm
Product: ADP-ribose/CDP-alcohol diphosphatase, manganese-dependent
Exons: 3
Coding region: 182-1213 (343 amino acids)
Molecular function (GO): 2',3'-cyclic-nucleotide 2'-phosphodiesterase activity; manganese ion binding; CDP-glycerol diphosphatase activity
Source: RefSeq, a predicted model, not a curated record
GAAAUGAAAUAAGGGCACACUACCACUGACACAACGUGAAGCUAACGUCUCCUAAAUUGGCGUGUAAGAAAUGACAAGCAAUGAUGAACGGGACUUCUCGUAACACGUGAUGGGAUGACGUACACUGUACACUUGCAAAACUCCCAUAAGCACACCAUUGUUGGCCAAGAAAAGAUCGGCGAUGGACGACAGUUGUCAGCAAGCGCCACUGUUUACAUUCGGCGUGAUAGCCGACGUUCAGUACGCCGACAUGGACGACGGGCUCAAUUUCAGCCAGACAAGAAGGCGAUACUACCGAGGUAGUCUUGGACUGCUCAGAAAAGCUCGGGAGAGCUGGUCUCACUCGUCUCCCCGUCCAAAGUUCAUUAUUCAGCUGGGAGACAUCAUCGACGGGUUUAACAAGGAACGCGGCGCUUCCAGCCUAGCACUGGAGAACGUCUUGGAAGAGUUCAGCCUCAGUCCCAUUGAGGUGCAUCAUGUUUGGGGCAACCACGAGUUCUACAACUUCACUAGAAGCGAGCUGUUGCGAUCCAAGCUGAACAGCUCCGUCCUUGCCGACACCAGCCUCAGUGGAACCCGGGCCGGUGGAGAUAUCUACGCCUAUAGCUUCACUCCCUUCCCCGGGUUCACAUUUGUUGUGUUGGACGCUUAUGACGUAAGCUUGCUUGGUGUCGAUGAGGACACUGUGCAGUACCACGGUGCUUUAAAUUGGAUAAAACAACACAACAACAACGAGGAUCUCAACUCCCCACCGGGAUCAUUUGAUGACAUGGAGCAAAGGUUCUCAAAGUUCAAUGGUGGUUUCAGCAAAGCCCAGCUGGCCUGGCUCGAAUCUGUUCUGACCUCGGCUGACAAGAAACGUGAGAAAGUCACCAUUGUCAGUCACCUCCCAGUCCACCCGUUCUCCACAACGCCCGUGUGCCUGGCCUGGAACUUCGAUGAGCUCCUAUCCACUAUCCAGGCCCACAAUUGUGUGGUGUGCUUCAUUGCCGGGCAUGAUCAUGAUGGUGGAUAUUGCUUGGAUAAGAGGACAGGAAUUCACCACCUUACGCUGGUGGGAGUCAUCGAGACGCCACCAGACAGCAACGCGUUCGGCACCGUCUCCGUGUAUGAUGACAAGAUGGUCUUGAAGGGAAUCGGGAGGAUUCCAGAUAUUGACAUUUUCUUUCCUCGAUUACCCGUCUGUGAGGCAAUGACAACCAAAGAUGACUAAACUUUUUAUUUAC